AUGCAGCAGGACGGGCAGGAACGGGCAGAGGCUGAGCUGCAGGAGGGGCUGGGCACCUUCCAGGAGGGGCUGGGCCCGGCGGAGGCCAUGGCUGUGCUGGCGCUGCUGGAGGAGCACGAGGAGCCCCUGCUGAGCCGCUCCGUGGCCUUUGCCGAGCACCUGGAUCGGGAGCUGCGGGAGCUGGAGGAGGCCAACCUCCACGCCAUCCUCUCCUCGGAGCAGCAGCUGGCCCAGCUGAUGGGCGCCCUUGACGAGGCCCUGGCCGAGGUGGACAGGGUGGAGGAGACCCUGCAGGUGUGUGAGGAGCUGCUGGGGGCUGUGAGGCAGCAGAUGGAUCACAUCCACCGGGAGAGCUCCCUGCUGCACCGCCUGGCCUCCAACAGGAGCAGGCUGAUGGAUGAGAUCCUGUUCCUCACGAGCCAGCUGCAGCUGAGCAGGGAUCACUGUGCUGCCCUGAGCCGGGUGGAUCUGUCCAGCCCCGCGGCCAUCGGAGCCUGCACGGCUGCAGCCCAGGCUCUGUCCUCCUGCCUGGACCUCCCCAUCCACCCCUGUUACCGGAAGCUGCAGGCAGUGGCUGAGCAGCUGAUCCUGUUUGAAACCCUCAAGCAGAACUUUGAGAGCUCCUUCAUCAGCCACAUCACCAACAUCUUCGAGCUGCAGGGCAAUUCCCAGGCCCCUGCUCUUGGUGCCCCCACUGGCACCGUGGCUGCCCCAAGCCACAGACCCCACCACGAGGAGCUGCUGCCCUACGCCCCCCUGAUGGCCUGGCUGAGGAGCACCAACCCUGCUCUGUUCUGGGACCUCCCCAAGGUGUAUUCCCAGAACCUUGGCAGGCUCUACGAGCGGGAAAUCAGGGCCCUUUUUGAGCAGGCCAAGAUGUCCCUGUCAGGAAGAAGAAAAGCAAGUCUGCAGGAAACGUGGGAGAAGCCAGCAGGGAUCAGGCAGCCCCGGUGGAGCCUCCCCUGGAGCAGGGACAGGCAGGAGGACGCCCUGGCCAGGGGCAGCAUGCGCAGGGUGUUGGAGCAGGUGCUGAGCGAGCUGCAGCCCCUCUGCACCUUGGAGCAGCAAUUCCUGCAGGAAUUCUUCUGCCUCGGCUGUGACUCCGUGGAGCUGGAGGUGAGGGGAUCUGCCACUAAGGCAGGAGAGCCCACGGCACCUCCAGAGGACCCUCCUUGCACCAAGAGCCAGAGCCAGCCCAAAGAAGCCACAGCCCAACUGCUGAGUGAGAUCUUCAGCUGCCUGGAGCCAGAGCUGAGGGCAUUUCUGGAUGUCUGCAGCAAGGUUCAGCCCCUGGGCUGCCUGCAGGUCCUGGUGACCCUGAGUGACUCCGUGCUGGGGACCCGGGGCCCUUCCUCAGCUCCCCCCUCGUCCUUCCUCCACACCCUCCUGGGGAAUGUGCUGCUCCUGGCCAAGAGCAACUUCAACAAAUGCAUCGGGACCUUGUGCAAGGAGAUGGAGGAGGCCAAGCCUGCCAGCAGGACCAGAGGGGGGAUCCUGCCCUGUGUCAGCCGCUUCCAGGAGCUGGUGGCCCUCUCUGAGGAGGUGCUCCAGACAUCCCAGCGCCGGGGGGAGCUGGACAGGGCCCAGCUCAGGCUGGCCAGCAGCGUCUUCAGCAGCAUCAGCAGCCUCUCCUCAGCCAACCUGAAGGUGAACACAGAUAUGGUGAUGAUGGAAAAUUUCCACCACAUCCACAACUUCCUGUGCCAAAGGAACAUCCCCUGCCUGGAGGGCAAGAAGAGAGAAGCCAAGCAAAGGUGCAGGGAGCACAUGGAGAAAUACAUCACCACGUACGUGGGCCAGCCCCUGGAGAGCCUCAAGAAUUUCUUUGAGGGGGUCAAAGCCCGCCUGGCUCAGGGGGUGAAGGAAGAGGAGCUCAGCUUCCAGCUGGCCUACAGCAAGCAGGAACUGCGGAAAGUCAUCGAAAAAUAUCCUGGCAAGGAAGUCAAAAGGGCCCUGGAGACCCUCUACAGGACAAUCCACAAACAUCUGUCCCCUGAGGAAAAUCUGCUGCCGGUGGUGUGGCAGGCCAUGGAGCAGGGAUUCAUCCAGCAGUACCGAGAGUUUGAGGAGCUCAUCCAAUGCUGCUAUGCAGGAGCAGGGAUUGCCCUGGACUUCACCAUGGAGGACUUGCUGAGCUACUUCAACUCCAUCACCAUGGCCAACAUGUAGGGAAAUCCCUCUCUGGAUGUUGGGAGCAGCUCAGGAGUCCUUAUCUGCAGCCACUGAGGAGCUGAACACAAAACCAUCCCAAGUUGGAUAUUUGGGUUCCUACCCUGAACUUAAUCCUAAUCUCCGACCUGUUGGUCCUAGACUAAAUCUCUCUUGGGGAAGUGGAGUUGUCAGACCCAAACCACAACUUCCCUGCUCCAGGAAACCAUUUUGCAAUCAGGAAAUGACACUCCAGGCCUCAGAUUUCCCCCUAAGUGAGCGCUGGUGCCGCAAAUACUCAGCAAAACAUUCACAAUUGAAAAAUGUCUUCUCUCCAGGGACUUUCUCCUUUUCUGUGCUCAAAUUUCAGUGAGCCUGAGCUAAACCAGAGGUUAAACCAUAUGGAAACACUCUGAGUGAGAGGUGUUCCCACAUCCAGGUAUCCCAACAGGCACCGCUGCUCCACGGCUCUCCACUGAAAGUCAUCCAGCAGAUGAAAG
This is a messenger RNA of Agelaius phoeniceus (red-winged blackbird), 2648 nucleotides long. NCBI's taxonomy places the organism in Eukaryota, Metazoa, Chordata, Aves, Passeriformes, Icteridae. The record is from RefSeq and is a predicted model, not a curated record.